AUGGUGAGCGAUAUCUGCAUCUCCCUCUUGCAAAUCAAGAAGGGAGCAAUUUUAAAAGGUCAUGGUCAAGUGAAGAUGAUACACGACAAAGCGGUUGUAACUAUCAACAUCACAACAGUCGAUAAACAAAUAGAGUACUUCCAGGAGCCCCCCAACUGCCUUCAGUCCACCAGCCUUGGAUGCUUCCAGAAUAGUACUUCUAGCAGCCCCCCAACUGCCUUCAGUCCACCAGCCUUGGGUGCUUCCAGACCCCCAACUGCUUUCAUUCCACCAGCCUUGGAUGCUUCAGAGUUAAGUACUUCCAGCACCCCCCAACUGCUUCAGUCACCAGCCUUGCAUGCUUCCAGAAUAGAGUACUUCCAGCCCCCAAGCACCAACUGCUUCAGUCCAUCAGCCCCCCUGGAUGCUUCACAGAAUAGUACUUCUAGCAGCCCCCCAAACUGUCUUCAGUCCACCCAGCCUUGGAUGCUUUCCAGAGAAGAGUACUUCCAGGAAAAAACGUUGGAUGCUUUCAAGAGUAGAGUCUUCUCCAGCAGCGCCCCAACUGCUUUCAGUCCACCAUCCUUGAUAUUUCCGAGUAGUAGUACUUCCAGCAGCCCCCAACUGCCUUCAGUCCGACCAGCUUCCUAUGCUUCCAGAGCACAGUUACAACCAGCAGCCUCCCAACUGCUUUCAGUCCACCAGCCUUGGAUGCUUCAGAAGCACAGUACUCCAGCAGCCCCCAACUGCCUUCAGUCCACCAGCCUUGGAUGCUUCCGGAGCAGAGUACUUCCAGCAGCCCCCCAACUGCUUUCAGUCCACCAGCCUUGGAUGCUUCCAAAGCAGAGAUCUUCCAGCAGCCCCCCAACUGCCUUCAGUCCACCAGCCUUGGAUGCUUCCAGAGUAGAGUACUUCCAGCAGACCCCCAACUGCUUUCAGUCCACCAGCCAUGGAUGCUUCCAGAUCAGAGUACUUCCAGCAGCCCCACCACUGCCUUCAGUCCACCAGCCUAAGAUGCUUCCAGAUCCACCAACCUUGGAUGCUUCCAGAGUAGAGUACUUCCAGCAGCCCCCAACUGCCUUCAGUCCACCAGCCUUGGAUGCUUCCAGAGUAGAGUACUUCCAGCAGCCCCCCACUGUUUCCAGUCCACCAGCCUUAGAUGCUUCCACAGUACAGUACUUCCAGCAGCCCCCUAACUGCCUUCAGUCCACCAGCCUUGGAUGCUUCCCAGAAGUAGAGUACUUCCAGAAGCCCCCAACUGCCUUCAAUCCACCAUCCUUGUAUGCAUCCAGAGCAGAGUACUUCCAGCUUCCCCCCAACUGCCUUCAGUCCGCCAGCCUUGGAUGCUUCCAAAGCAGAGAUCUUCCAGCAGGCCCCCCAACUGCUUUCAGUCCACCAGCCUUGGAUGUUUCAAGAGUAGAGUACUUCCAGCAGCACCCCAACUGCUUGCAGUCCACCAGCCUUGGAUAUUUCCAGAGUAGAGUACUUUCAGCAGCCCCCCAACUGCCUUCAGUCCACCAGCCUUGGAUGCUUCCAGAGCAGAGUACUUCCAGCUGCCCCCCAACUGCCUUCAGUCCACCAGCUUUGGAUUCUUCAAGAGUAGAGUACUUCCAGCAGACCCCCAACUGCUUUCAGUCCACCAGCCUUGGAUGCUUCCAGAACAGAGUCCUUCCAGCAGCCCCCCAACUGCCUUCAGUCCACCACCCUUGGAUGCUUCCAGAGCUGAGUACUUCCAGCAGCCCCUUAACUGCUUUCAGUCCACCAGCCUUAGAUGCUUCCAGAACAGAGUACUUCCAGCAACCCCCCAACUGCCUUCAGUCCACCAGCCUUGGAUGCUUCCAGAAACAUAGUACUUCCAGCAGCCCCCUAACUGCUUUCAGUCCACAGCCUUUGAUGCUUCCAGAGCAGAGUACUUCCAGAAGCCCCCCAACUGCCUUCAGUCCACCAGCCUUGGAUGCUUCCAAAGCAGAGAUCUUCCAACAGCCCCCCAACUGCCUUCAGUCCACCAGCCUUGGAUGCUUCCAGACCUUGGAUGCUUCCCGAGUAGAGUACUGCCAGCAGCCUCCUAACUGCCUUCAGUCCACCAGCCUUGGAUGCUUCGAUAGAGUACUUGCCCCUAAGCAGCCACCAGCCACUGAUGCAUGCCAGCCAGAACUGUGCCUUGGAUGCUUCCAGAGUAAAGCCCCCAACUGCCUUCAGUCCACCUGCUUUGGAUCUUCCAGAGAAAGUAUUCCUCAGCCCCCAACUGCCUUCAGUCCACCAGCCUUGGAUGAUUCCAGAGCAGAGUUCUUACAGGAGCCCAGCCACUGCCUUCACUCCACCAGCCUUGGAUGA
Molecule: messenger RNA, 2313 nt
Organism: Macrobrachium nipponense
Lineage: Eukaryota; Metazoa; Arthropoda; Malacostraca; Decapoda; Palaemonidae
Exons: 8
Coding region: 1-2313 (770 amino acids)
Source: RefSeq, a predicted model, not a curated record